Lolium perenne is the source of this 1158-nucleotide messenger RNA. Its product is annotated as rac-like GTP-binding protein 2. Gene Ontology annotation, biological process: small GTPase-mediated signal transduction. The record is from RefSeq and is a predicted model, not a curated record. Gene Ontology annotation, molecular function: GTP binding; GTPase activity. Lineage: Eukaryota; Viridiplantae; Streptophyta; Magnoliopsida; Poales; Poaceae.
CCCAGAGCCGCAGAGCGACCGGGCGGUGCUUUCUUUCUUUAAGGAACCAGACCGGCACCAGCACGGCUCCCCUUGCUCUGCUUUGCUUUGGCUUCCCUUCCCACACAAGACACGGAUCCUUGUCUCUGCUACUCACUUCCCCAUUCUUUCUCCCCCCUGCGAGCAGUAGCAGAGUGGAGCUUGUUACCGUGCGGUGGAGGUGAAGCCAGCCAGUGCGGCGAGAGCGGCGGGCGGCGGCGGCGGCGGAGAUGAGCGUGACCAAGUUCAUCAAGUGCGUCACGGUGGGCGACGGCGCCGUCGGCAAGACAUGCAUGCUCAUCUGCUACACCAGCAACAGGUUCCCCAGUGACUACAUCCCCACCGUGUUCGACAACUUCAGCGCCAACGUCUCCGUCGACGGCAACAUCGUCAACCUCGGCCUAUGGGACACCGCCGGGCAGGAGGACUACAGCCGGCUCAGGCCGCUGAGCUACAGAGGCGCCGACAUCUUCGUGCUGGCCUUCUCCCUCAUCAGCAGUGCAAGCUACGAGAAUGUUCUCAAGAAGUGGAUGCCUGAGCUCCGCCGGUUCGCGCCCAAUGUCCCCAUUGUUCUUGUUGGGACCAAGCUAGAUCUGCGUGACCACAGAGCCUACCUGGCCGACCAUCCUGGCGCCUCAGCAAUCACGACUGCACAGGGCGAAGAACUCAGGAAGCAGAUCGGCGCCGCGGCUUACAUCGAGUGCAGCUCCAAGACACAGCAGAACGUCAAGGCUGUCUUUGACACCGCCAUCAAGGUGGUCCUUCAACCCCCAAGGAGGAGGGAGGUGAUGGCGGCCAGGAAGAAGACUAGGCGAAGCUCUGGAUGCUCCAUCAAGCACUUGAUGUGUGGUGGUACGUGUGUUGCUUAGCCAAAUAGCAACCCUGGACACCUGGACUGACGCUGGAGAUGAAGCAUGGUGUAGUAGCAAGUGAAUUUGCUUGACAUAGCAUGGUUUCUGCCUGGUGCUUCUGUCCUAUUUAGCUACUAGUAUGUUGCAUGUUUUUGGUUUCUAUUUCUAGAGCAUCAAGCUCUGGGAUCGACUUAUCGGAUUGGUGUAAUGUUAUGUAACAAGGUUGUGAAGCUAGAUACAAGCACCCUGGACUGACGCUGGAAAUGAAGCAUGGCUAGUUGCAAGUGAA